AUGAGUCAAAACAUGAGCACCACCAUGAGUCGAUCUCCUGGUGUUGCAAGAGCACUAUCUCCAUCAACCAUUACAGCCGAUUAUCAAUUAUAUGGCAAGAAAAAACCACACACUGUAUAUACGGAACAAGAAUUAAAAGAAUGUACUUUUAAACCAAAGAUUUCGGAGAAUGUAAGUGUUCAAAGCUAUCAAGGUCGGAGUGACGACAACUCUGAUCAGUCAAAAGUUUUGUUGCAUGAUCUUACUUCUGAUCCAGUUCAAGAGAGAACUAAACAAAUUUUGGAACAACGAGAAAAAAGAAUUAAAGAAAUUCGAUCUCGUUUAGAAGAGCAAAAACAAUUGACUUUUAAACCUAGUAUUUCCGAAUAUGAAUUUAGAGGAAAGGUAAGUUCAGAAGAUAAGUACAUCGUCAAGUACCAUAACUGUUUAAAGAGAACUAAUUUUAUGGAAUCCAUUGAUGAACAAAUACAAAAAAGAAGAGAAUUUCUUGAAAAAUGUGAGCUUGAGCGCAAAUUGAGAGAAGAAAAGGAGAGUGUUGCUUCGUUUACUCCUCAUAUUACAGAAACAUCAAAACAGCUAGGAGCAAGAGGUGGUAAUGUUUUUGACAGGUUGUUCACCACUCCUAAAAAGGUUCCCUCCGAUGGGCAAAGCGAAAUGGAUUUAAACAGCACAGCCAUUUCUUCAGAUUCCAAAUCGAAAUCGGUUCGAGGCGAAUCUAUGACUCCAUCGGCAGAUGAAAAACUUUACCUUCAAGCAAAAGAAAGGGAACAAAAAAGAAAGCAGAUAGAGGAAGAAGCCUUUGAACAAGCAAGAAGACUUCAAGAAUUUAAAGUCAAUGAGAAAUCUGAAGAGUUUUUAAGAGCCAAGCUUAUAAAGGAUUUAGCAAAGGCAUUCAAGGAUUGUCCAAGAGAGGACGAUUUGCUCCUAUCUUUUUCAGAAUUUGAGAAGGUAUUGUCCAAUCUGUCUCUUUCUGCUUCAAAGAAGGAAGAUCAAAGAAUCAUUGAUGACAUUUGGAAACUGAUGGACUCUGGAAGUGGAAAAGUGCAUUUUGAAAAAUAUUUAUCCAUCAUGAUGGCCAUCUUUGACAAGAACCUAAUCUCAAAAUCGGAAGAACAUUUAAGAGAACAAUUAGAAGAACUUGGUCAGUCCAUCAAGAAACUUUCCAUUAACAAAAUUGCUUUUACAAAAAUCAAUGAAGAACGUUUUGAAAAGAUUAAGAAAGAAACAGAUAAGGAUCUCACCUUUAAACCAAACAUUAAUGCAACCACUCCAAAGAAACAACGAGAGAAUAAUAAUGAAACAUUGGAUGCAAAGAACGAACCUAGAUAUUUAAAACUCAUGAAACAUCACAAUGAAAUGGAAGAAAAGAUGAAGAGAGAUCGAGAAGCAUGGGAAAAGAAGAAAAUGUCUGAUUGCACAUUCCAACCAAGGACCAACUCUGCAAAAAAGUCCUAUGGUCAAAAUCACAACAGCAAUGCAUCAAGUGUUUCAAGAUUUGACAUGCUUUACCAAAUGGCAAACAAACCAAAAAAACCACUCACAGAAAAGACAGCUGCAGAGAAAGAAAUUGAAGAAUGCACAUUCCAUCCGGACACAUCCUCCACCAAGAAGGUGAAUCUUUCAAAAUCAGUGGAUUUUGAUUCUAUUAAAGGAUUUAAAGAAACAAUUGGAAGAAUUCGAAGAGGUAAUGAGGAAAGAGAACGAUUAUUCAAUUAUUUCAAUAAUGUUCGUGAGAAGGCGAAUACCACCACUGAAGAUUUCAAAAACAAAAAGACUGAAUUUAGACCAUUUUCAUUCCAACUGGACAAACGAAAAAAGUCAAAACCUCUCCUCUAUAUGGAUGUCAAUCUUGGUGUUGGAAAAAGUGGUCGUCUUGCCAUCCACGAAGGAGACUCUGCAGAAGAUUUAGCUGCAAAUUUUGCCAAAACCUACAAACUCGAUGAAAUGUUACAAAAGAGGUUAGAACAAUUGAUCCAACAUCAUAUGGACAUGCAUGAGCAAGCAUUGGAGAAUGAUGUCAGCUUGAAGACAGGUACUUCCAAUUUUGAAAAAGAACACACGAAUGAUGACGUGCAGAAAGAGAAUGUAAAGCCUCCAGCUCAUUCCGUCGCAAGUGAGAACUCAAAAGUGAAUGGCGAUGAUCCUCGUCGAACAACUCUAACCGCAUCACUCGAUGAACAUGAUGAUGAAUUUAAGUCUGUCAUUGUCCCAACGAAAUCUGCUCGACCUCCCAGAAGUAAAACACCCACUCCAAAGAAUGAUUUCAACCUUAGAAAAAGCUAUGAUGACUCUAAAAGAUCCAAGACCCCAACAUCGAUCAGCUACAAAUCCAAAAUGCAUCUCAAAUAA
Messenger RNA from Naegleria fowleri, 2349 nucleotides. RefSeq lists its product as uncharacterized. The transcript has 2 exons. The record is from RefSeq and is a predicted model, not a curated record. NCBI's taxonomy places the organism in Eukaryota, Heterolobosea, Eutetramitea, Acrasida, Naegleriidae. The coding region runs from base 1 to 2349 and encodes 782 amino acids.